Molecule: messenger RNA, 210 nt
Organism: Aureobasidium vineae
Lineage: Eukaryota; Fungi; Ascomycota; Dothideomycetes; Dothideales; Saccotheciaceae
Source: the annotation of a GenBank genome assembly
AUGGUAGCCCAUGUCGAAGAAGUCUGUGUGUCGGCCUCACAGCAGGGAAAGGGACUAGGUCUGAUCCUCAUCCAAGCCCUGAAUGCGACAGCGAAAGAUCUUGGUGUCGGAAAACUCAUCUUGAAUUGUAGCAAGGAGAAUAUCAAGUUUUAUGAGAAGUGUGGGUACUCGAUUGCUGGUCAGCAGAUGGAACUCAAAUGCAGUAGUUAG